GCCAGUGGGGCGACGGAAUCAACCCCGGUGAACGUUAUCAUAAUGUUGUUACAGACUUCCGCCGAUGGGAACACGACCACCAGCGUUUUAUCUUUCAUGGCGACGAAAGCAGACGCCGGUAGACACUUGUCGUGUCAAGCUGAAAAUCGAAUCAUGGGAACCGCGCCGAUAGAGGACGGCUGGAUACUCCAGAUACAAUACACUCCGGAGACGCAGAUCCAGCUCGGCACAUCGCUGAAUCCCAACGCCAUACGCGAGGGCACGGACGUAUAUUUCGACUGCCUUAUACAGGCCGAACCGGUGGUUUAUAAGGUGGAAUGGCGGCAUCAGAGCAAGGCACUCCAUCACAACAUCACUCAGGGUAUUAUAAUCAGCAACCAGAGCUUGGUGCUGCAGGGGGUCGAUCGCAAAAGCGCCGGCAAUUACACGUGCGUAGGAUAUAAUACCGAGGGCGACGGCGAGAGCUCGCCCUUUUAUCUCAACGUCAUGUUCGCUCCCACGUGCAAGCCGAAUCAGACCAAGGUCCAUGGCGUGGCGAAACAGGAGAAGGCGAAUAUAUCCUGUCAAGUGGAUGCAAAUCCGCCGGAAGUGCAAUUCAAAUGGACCUUCAAUAACUCCGCCGAGAGUAUCGACGUUUCGGCCGGUCACAUCGCGCGAGCCGGCACAUCUUCCAUCGUCUCAUACACACCAAUGACAGAACUAGAUUACGGCACGCUACUUUGUUGGGCCAGCAAUCACAUCGGCCAACAACAAGUACCCUGCGUCUAUCACAUUAUUCCAGCCGGUAAGAUAUAUCAUUAUUCAUAUCCGCGGCCGGACAUGGUCCACAACUGCACGACCUCGAACACAUCGACCAAUUCAUUCUCCGUGCGAUGCGCAGAGGGCUUCAACGGCGGUCUGCCGCAAUCCUUCCUGCUGGAGGUGCGCGAGAGCAAUAGCCAGGUGCGUGCCAAUCUGACGUCGCAGACGCCGCGUUUCAGCGUCAGUCACCUGGAAGCGGGCGCCCUUUAUCAAGCCUGCAUUUAUGCCUACAACGACAAAGGCCGUAGCGAGGCGAUGGUGGUGCAGGCCGGCACUCGGCUACCGGAGAAACAAUUGACAUCUGAAUCGGGUGAGUGUGCGAAUAUUCCUGUUUCAUCCUUAAAUCCGACUAACCGUGACAGUAUGGUAUCUGUAUCUUCGGAAUCGGAAAUG
Messenger RNA from Nylanderia fulva, 1194 nucleotides. The record is from RefSeq and is a predicted model, not a curated record. NCBI's taxonomy places the organism in Eukaryota, Metazoa, Arthropoda, Insecta, Hymenoptera, Formicidae.